AUGGCUCUGCUCAUAGAGCCUAUUAGCAAGUGGCUGCCUAAGCAAGUGGCGGAUUGGCUGAAAGGUCUUGAUGACUGUGUCCAACAAUACAUUGAUAAUUUUGAAGGUGAAAACAUCAAUGGAGAACAGCUGCUACGCAUAACAAAUCAAGAACUUGAGGAUCUGGGAGUGAUCAUUCCUGAUCACCAAGAAAGAAUUUUAGAAGCAGUUGAUUUACUGAGUAUAUUGAACCACGAAUUGGAAACUGAAAAUCUGAGAUCUCUUGCUCACAAGCUGAAUGUGGCCGCCAAAAGCCUACAGGGCUUUCUAGCUGGACGAAGGAGGAGCGGCCUCACCGGUCUUAGAAUAUACAGACAACUACCGAGUAACUGUCUCACUGCUGUAGUUGACCUGAUUGGUGUAGCCAAGAAAUUACUGGCCUGGCUCGACAGGCUUCCAUUUGUCACUGUGACAGAAUACGGGGUCCUGAAAAACAAAAUUGUUCAACUCUGCCUGCAGUUAACGUCUAUUGUACAACAGGACCCUAAAGCAAAAACCAUGGAUUUGUGGGAUAAAGACCUGUCAGAACAAGCAGAUGCUGACUCUUCAAAGUGUGAAGAAGAAGUCAAGAUUUUGCAUGUGUGCAAAAGUUUGACUGGAAUCUGUGAGGCUAUAAUUUCUCUGUCUUCUGAUACUCUGUCACCUCACUCUGGACACUUAGAAGUUGUCUACAUCAACAACACAGCAACCAAUGGGGCCAAUGUUGACCAGUGCAAGCAAAUUGAUCCUGGGGAUGAAGUGAUCCAAGUUAAUGAUCAGACUGUGGUCGGGUGGCAAUUAAAGAACCUAGUGAGCAUAAUGAAAGAAGACCCACGUGGAGCCCGCGUGACCCUAAAGAAGCAUCCUCAGAACAUUACUGGUAAUUCUUCUUCAAUUGUGAAGAAUGUGAGGUGGGAACCUCAUCCACUUGAGGGUUUGGGUGCAACAGGGGUAAGCAGGCCCACAGAAUCUGUUAGCACCAUGACCAUGGACCAACAUACCCAAGUGGAAGAGGAGAGAUUCUUUCACUCACCCCUGCCUGGACAACACAGACCAAGGGAUGACAUACCACGAAUAUCUUACGAAGACUUCAGCGAACCUAGUGCUGGAAGAUCUGCCGCAGGCAAGCCUAUGAGGAGAGACCCUGGGCAUUCCGGCUUGUUUGUGGAACCUGGAACCUUGAAAUACUACACAUUAGUUGUUGAAGGCGAAAGCCAUCCAACUAGCAGCGGACAUCGACGAGGAAGAUCUACGAGCGUUGGAAGGAAAGAGAGGCCUUCUCCCCAAGGUGAACCAAGGCCUGUUUCCAUGCCCCCCGAAUAUGGCUGGGUGAGGGAUUCCAGAGAACAUGGAAUGCACAGGCGAAGUGGCAGAGCCCCAGAAUCUGAGGGUUCAAUGAUGCAAUACCUGGGGGAUGACAGGAUGUUGGCGUACAGAGAUGAAUCUUCAAAGCGUAAAGAAAAGAAGGAUUCAAGCCGAAAGUCUAAGAAAAAGAGCAAACAUUUAAGCAGCUCUAACUAUCCUAUCUACCCACCUAUGCUGUCUUCUGCUGCUGGGCCUCGAAUGGACUCCAGGCAGCCUGAUGUCUUGAAUUUUACUAUGCCUGAGGGCCGUGCUAUGGCAGUGUCUCAGAGAGGUGGAGACAACAUCCGUGGAGAUUCUGACAGAUAUGCAGCCGCUGACCGUCAGGGAGGCAUACCAAUAAAGAAGUCUUUCCACUACACUUCCUUGAGAGAAAAAACCAAGAAGUGGUCCAGAGGGAGUUCUUGGAACAGCGGAAGCCGAAGACGCAUCUCUUGCAAAGACUUGGGCCAUGGAGACUGUGAAGGCUGGCUAUGGAAGAAGAAUGACGGCAAAGGCUACUUCACUCAGAAAUGGAGAAAAUACUGGUUCAUUCUAAAAGAAUCUUCCCUCUACUGGUACAGCAACCCAGACGACGAAAAAGCCGAAGGAUUCAUCAGUUUACCUGAAUUCCGUAUUGACCGUGCUAGCGAAUGCCGAAGGAAAUAUGCUUUCAAAGCUUGUCACCCCAAAAUUAAGAGUUUCUACUUUGCAACUGACUGUCUGGAAGAAAUGAAUCACUGGAUGAACCGUCUGGGACUUGCAGCCAUUGGUUAUUCCCCUGAUGAAAAAGAUAUCCAACCACGUGAAGAUUACUGGAGUGAAAGCGAUCAUGAUGAUGCCGAAAGCUCUUUGACCAUGAGGCUGGAGGGUGCCAUGGCUCUCAAUGAUGUCAGUGUCAGUCAUCGACCAUCCUCAGGCACUUCUUCAAGUCCAUAUCCAGAGUCCAAACAUCUUUCGAAUCCGUACUUGGAACCCCCACACCUUUCGACUGCAUUCCUGGAACGCAAACACCACGCGAGCCAAUUCCCAGAAAUAAAACACCACGCAAGUCCAUACCUGGAACCACCACGUGGCCCAAGCCCAUUCCCAGAAGCUAAACGUGGCCCAAGCCCAUUCCUGGAGUCCAAGCGUGGCCCAAGUCCAUUCCUGGAACCCAAACGUAGCGCAGGUCCAUUCCUGGAACAUACACACGGUGCCAAUCCAUUCCUGGAUCCCACACUUGGCACAAAUCCAUUCCUGGAAAUCAAACGUGGUGCUUGCGCAUUCCCAGAAACCCAGCGUGGUGCCAGUGCACUCCCAGAGCCCAAACGCGGUGCAAGCAUGUUCCUGGACCUCCAACGUGGUGUCAGUCCUUUUCCAGAUUCCAAACGUGGUGCAAGUCGGUUCCCGGAACCCCAACGUGGUGCCAGUCUAUUCCCGGAACAUGGUGCACAUCCAUACCUGGAAUCCAAACACGGUGCCAGUCCCUUCCGAGAAACCACUCACCAUGGUACAAGUCCCUUCCCAGAAAUCCAACGUGGUGCAAGUCCCUUCAUGGAAUCCAAACCUGGUGCAAGUCCAUACCUGGAAUCCAAACACGGUGCCAGUCCAUUCCUGGAAUCCAAACGCGGUGCAAGUCCAUACCUGGAAUCCAAACGCGGUGCCAGUCCAUUCCUGGACACCAAACGAGGUGCAAGUCCAUACCUGGAAUCCAAGCAUAGCCCAGGUUUUUGCCUGGAAUCCAAACAUGGUCGGCACUUUUCAAGUGAGUCCACCUAUUCUUAUUCUUCUACUGAAGAGGCUCGACAGGAAGCCACAGGAAGUAGGGAGUCAUCUAGCCACAGAAGGCUCCAUGGGGAAAGGCGCUCCUGGCAAGACCUCAUUGAGACCCCACUGACAAGUUCGGGGCUCCAUUUUCUCCAAACCGGUCCUAUCGAAGACGAUUAUGUGUUCGGCCUAACUCUCCUGUCACCUGAAAAGCGACGACAGGCAACCCUGCCAGCCCAGAAAUACAACAUCAGUGACCAAGAAGGGCCUUUCCCACUGAUUCCCUACCAGCAGGAUCAUGGGUCCCAUGCAAGGCCCCAAAAGCAACGUAGUCAGAGUCUGCCUCGGAAUAGAGAUGUCAGGAGCAAAGGUCAAAUCAAGGCAUCAGAGUUAACAGAGAUAGAGGAAGACCAAUUUCUCAUUAAGAAACAAAAUAGUUUCGAUGAGGAAGGAAAAUUUGACGCUUCUGGAAGUUCUUGAUCAACAACCUUGGAGGCUGACAUCAUUUCUGUAACCACAGAAAUAGUCUGGACUUCAAAGCUUACAGUACUGCCCAACAAUGGAACUAAAUCCACCUUUAAAAACAACAUUUUUUCAAUCAUUUGCUCUCUGUGCUUAUAAAACCUUUUAGUCUGUUAGCUGAGAAUAUCAUCGGUGACCUAAAUAUCACCCUUUUUGAUGCAUAGUAGAAACUAGAUGGAUCAAUUCUUAAAGUAGCCAUCGAUGCAACCUUUUUUUCGCUACGACUUCGUAUUUCUUCAAUUUAUUGACUGAGAAUGGAAAAUUUUCUUAUCUUAACAUCAGGCCCCAGCA
Phascolarctos cinereus (koala) is the source of this 3921-nucleotide messenger RNA. Lineage: Eukaryota; Metazoa; Chordata; Mammalia; Diprotodontia; Phascolarctidae. The record is from RefSeq and is a predicted model, not a curated record.